GUUCUGCGAGUGCAAAUUCUUCUGAUGUGAGGGGACAGGCUGCAGUAUUAUCCCCACAAGGAGCGGAGAGCAGGACCGCACUGUCUGUAUCCGCGGGAAGUAAUGUGAGCACUGCCGGUGUCCUGUCAGCCCUACAACCAGUUUACAGUGGAGAAAGAUGGCAACGCAGCAGGUCCUUCCCCAGGACUUAUACAUGAGCAACAUGCUGAAGGCGGUGAAAAUCCGAGAGAGAACCCUGCAGGACAUAGUGAAGCCCAGCAACGGAAUCAUCCACCACUUGCGAUCCAUGCACCGAUACACUAUUGAACUCUUUAUGGUCUGUCAGUUUUGUACAAGAUUCCGGGAGAUUCUGCAAAAGACUCUUUUUGAUAGAUCCCUGCAAGUUGCCCUGGAAAGCCACAAGAAGCUAAAUGCAUGUAAAGAAGUAAAAAAACUCGCCCCCCUACGGACAAAUGGUGAUGGAAACUGUUUAUUGCAUUCUGUGUCCAUGUAUAUGUGGGGUGUUCAGGACACGGACUUGGUGCUCAGGAAGACGCUGCACAGUGUUCUGAAGACAACAGAUACGCGCAACUUUAAAUUCCGCUGGCAGCUGGAGUGCGUAAAAUCCACAGUGUUUCAACAGACGGAACUGCGAUAUGACACCCGGAACUGGGAUGAUGAAUGGGAACAUCUUGUCAAUAUGGCAUCCACAGACACCUCAGUAGGCAACAGUGGUCUCCAGUACAAUUGCCUUGAAGAGAUACACAUAUUUGUGUUGGCCAACAUCCUUCGGAGGUCAAUUAUUGUUCUUGCAGAUAACAUGUUUCGAAGCUUGGAGUCUGGCUCCAGUUUUUCACCUCUUAAUGUUGGUGGAAUUUACCUACCUCUUCAUUGGCCUGCACAGGAAUGCUAUAAAUACCCCAUUAUCCUUGGCUACGACAGCCAGCACUUUGCACCUCUUGUCACUAUGAAAGACACAGGACCAGAAAUCCGAGCUGUUCUAUUGGUGUUCAGUGAAAAUGGCAGAUUUGAAGAUAUGAAAGUGCACUUUUUAACGGACCAUGAAGAGAAAUCCAGGGAGAAGCUGCUUAAAGAGUAUUUGCAUGUGCUAGAGGUACCUGUGCAUUCCUGGGAGUAUGGUACCACUCACCUAGUAAAUGCUGCCAGGCUUGAUGAAAACAAUUUACCCAAGGAAAUUAAUUUGGUGGAAGAUUACUUUCAGUUGGUUCAGCAUGAGUACAAGCGGUGGCAGGAGACCAAGGGUGGGAAAAGCCGAUUUGAGAUGGUCCUUCCUCAGCUGUCUCUUGUCGAAGUGAAAUGUGAGACAUUAAAUUGUCCUUUCUUCAUGUCUGUGAGCACACAACCCUACUGCCACGAGUGCUUUGACAAGAAACAGAAGUCCGUUGACAGGACUAAAACCCAAAUACAGAAAGGUGAAGCUGUACAUGGCAAACAUGAAAAUUCUGAACCAUCAUGUCAGAUGACAGGACAGUCGCUGGAAGACCCUGCACUAGCAACAGCACCCAGCAUUUUUAUUUUCAGUGAAACAAAUGCAAUGAAAUGUAAGACAGGCGACUGUCCAUUUACACUGAAUGUGGAGCUGAGUGGACUUUGUGAACGCUGUCAUAAUGCCAGGCAUUCUCAGCUAGGCAGUAGUACUGAAAGAGCUAGGACCUCUGACAUAAUUAGGUGUAAUAUAUGUUUCCAGGAUGCCACUAGGACUUUUAAUGGCAUUUGCAGCUCUUGCUUUAAACGGACUACAGAACUCUCCCACAAUUCAAGCAUUCCCCCUUUGCUUCAUCAGAGGUCCGUCUCUGACCCUGUCAAUUGGUCAUGGAGUAUUGUGAAUCUAUCAGGUCAAGAGGCCACAAGCAAUGAGACUUGUACAUCAGCCACUAGUUCACCUUCUGUAGAAGAGAGGACUCCUAACCAAAAAUGUAGAAAAGCUGGCUGCCAGUAUUUUGGUACACUACAAAAUCAAGGAUUUUGCACUUUAUGCUUCUUUGAAUAUAAAGAAAACAGAGGAGUUAAUUCCAGUCGAUCUAACAGAACAUCACAAAGCAAUGUCAGCGUGGCUGCAUUCAAGAACAUGACCCGGUGCUUGGGCCGCGAGUGCAGCACAUUAGGUAGUACGUUGUUUGAGGGGUUCUGCCAGAAAUGCUUUAUUGAAGCCCAGAACCAAAGAUACCAUGAAGCAAGAAGUACAGAAGAGCGGAUAAAAAGACAAACAGAGAGAUCUGGACAAAAUCGGGCUGGUAAUCACAUGAAACUAUGUGCCAGGGAUGUCUGCAGAAACCCGGUGACAAGCAAAAAUGAUGAACUUUGUGAACAAUGCAAGAAUAGAGGUGCGCAUCACUCAUCUGGAGAAGAUACACCUAAACUGCGCUGUAGGGCACCAGGAUGUGAUCACUAUGGUAACAACAAGUGCAAUGGUUAUUGUAAUGAAUGCUACCAGUUCAAACAGAUGUAUGGAUAGUUUGGAAAAGCCUGGAUACCCGUUACCACAAAAUGGUGCUACUUUCUAAACACUCUAUAGCAGGACAUUGCGGAAGAGACUACUUUAUACUUGGUUUUGGUUAAAGGGGUUGUCCAAGUACAAUAAAAACUGUAAAUGGUCUAAAAUAAUAAAAGAAGGGAUUCCUUUUCUUCCCUACUUCUGCCAGCGUCGUCCUCCCUGCUGCUGUUUGUUUUCCUGGCUGCAGAGGUGAUAUUCCAUGCACACAAGACACCGCCGUAGCCAAUUACUGGCCUCAGCAUUUAUGCCAUGUGUGCUGCCAGACUACAAUCUAGUGCAGAGAUCAGCAACCUUCGGCACCCCAGCUGUGGUGAAACUACAACUCCCAGCAUGCACAUUUGCUUGGCUAUUCUCAGAACUCCCACAGAAGUGAAUGGAGCAUACUGCCUGACUUUUUAUCGCUUUUUAACAACCCCUUUGGAGCAUACCUAAACUUUAAUUUAAUUUUUCAUAAUUCAAUCAGUGUCUCUGAAUUGGCUAAUCAAAUCUGUCCACUGGACAGAUCAUCCUACAGCAGACAGACGGGAGAGAGACUAGAUGCAGCUGCAUCAUCAAGUGAGAGAUUUUUUUCACCCCAGAGCUUUUCACCCAAUGAUCCAGCUCUGGGGAGACAUAAAUCACCAGUAGUCGCUGCAUCUCAGUCAUCCUCCUCCCCACUCCCAAUAGACUUCAGUCGUCUGUGUACACACUUCCCUGUGUGGAUUUGCUCAGUCAUUUCAGAGACAAUGAUCAGGUCAGGGGAAGGGAAAUAUGUGUAGAAACAGGCACUUUUUUAAAAUAAAAUAUAUUACAAAGUUCACUGUUAUCACCAAUGCUAUUGAAUUAUGAAAACUAAAAGUUUAGGUGUGCUUUUAAGGUAUUUCCUUUUGUAUAUAUCUCAGUACUAUCGUCUAUGUAAAUAAACAUGUGAAAUCAAUGUUCUUAUGCUGCAAACAAUGUUUAACAUUACUGUUUCUUUAAAAGAUUUAUUUUUAUGCAUUUGUAAGAGUGGUUGGUUACGUGUUGUUGGGAUAUUUAUGCUUCUGUAAUAUUGUAGUAAAUGAUAAUAGAUAACAAUCAGAUUACACCAAUGACAGUUGAUGUUAUGGUACGUACUGUGUAUAAAGUAUAUGAUCUUUUUCUGCCAUA
Molecule: messenger RNA, 3622 nt
Organism: Bufo gargarizans (Asiatic toad)
Lineage: Eukaryota; Metazoa; Chordata; Amphibia; Anura; Bufonidae
Gene: TNFAIP3
Product: TNF alpha induced protein 3
Exons: 9
Coding region: 158-2455 (765 amino acids)
Biological process (GO): positive regulation of Wnt signaling pathway; protein deubiquitination involved in ubiquitin-dependent protein catabolic process; cell migration
Cellular component (GO): cytoplasm; nucleus
Molecular function (GO): cysteine-type deubiquitinase activity; zinc ion binding; K63-linked polyubiquitin modification-dependent protein binding
Source: RefSeq, a predicted model, not a curated record